CGAUUACGUAACAAGUUUGCUACGGCUGUUAACACGUCAUUUUAAUGAAUAGUUUAAUAAAAGUUGUGUUUAUUUAUGAGAUGGAAAUAGUCUACACUCAGUGACGCAUGAGAACAAAUUUUUAUUCCUGUGCGAGAACACGUGAUGCGGUAUUAAACUGCUGUGAAGUACGACCUAUGCGAAAGUGAAGGCAAUACUGAUUUACAAAAGAAGGGACAUAACGCAUAUUUGCUAGUUCAAGAAAGAAUUCUAACACCUUGAAUUUAUUACUUAUUGCUGCUGCAGUACCGGCAGAAACUUGGCAGUUCUACACAUACACUCCGCAGGUUCAGCUUACACAUUGUUAUGUGGUUGGAAAAGAACUAAGCAUUAUACUCAGAGCUUCGGAAACAAGUGUGAAGUAAACAAAAUCUUUGCACAAUGGCGGAAGAAAGAAACUCUGGAGAAGUAAUCUUGGUUACUGGUGGGAGCGGGUUUCUUGGACAACACAUUGUGAAGCUGCUGCAAGAGAGGGAUCCGAAAGUGCGAGAGAUUCGAAUUCUGGACUUAAAGCCGUAUGUUAACCAUCUCGGUCAUGAAGAAAAUAAACCCAUGAAGGCAAUUGAGGGCGACAUCGUCCACAAGGAAGGCUCGAGGGAGGCGUUCCGAGGGGUGGAUUGCGUGAUACACUGCGCCGCCCUGGUCAGCUACCGCUUUCCGCCCGAUCACGAGGCGCUGGACCGUAUCAACGUCACAGGUACUCAGAACGUGGUGUCACUGUGCGUGGAGAUGGGGAUACCCCGAUUAGUGUUCUGCAGCACAUCUGAGGUCACAUUGACCCCGUACCUGGGCGGCAUAUACACGCUCAUCUUCAACCAAACAGAGUGCAAAGCUCUCCCCCCGAGCUGCGACUAUGAACGGCAGCUACUCCUGCCCGGUUAUCCGGCUUCCAAGCUCCGCGCAGAGAAGCUCGUCUUGGCCGCCAACGGCAGACCGCUCGCCGACGGUCGCGGGCGACUUCACACAGUGGCCCUGCGCCCCACGUUGCUGUACGGGGAGCAGGACCCUCGUCUGCUGCCCAGUUUGAUCCAACUCUCCGAGAAAAUGGAAGGAACCUUAAUGAGAUUUGCAGGACCUGGGGGCAGACAGCAGAUCACUUAUGUGGGUAAUGCAGCCUGGGCCCAUCUGCUUGCAAAGGAUCAGCUGUUGGUUACGCGUCCUGGUGGAGGCGUCUCCGGCCUGCCGAUCUUCAUAACGGACGACACACCGGCGGACGAUCUCUUGUUCUUCGCUCAGAGGGUCACAGCACGAGCUAAUUUGCCGCCGCGCUGUCGCAUUUCUCGUUGGUACAUGCCGGCGCUCCUGGCUUAUCUGAUAGCCGCACUUCUGGAGAUGGUAGUCCUGAUAGCACACAUCCCUCUGUCAGUCUCACCUCGGGGCGCCGUUUCUUAUCUGGGCUCAAUAGUACUUUACAACAGGCUCAGGGCUUCCCUGCAUCUUAAUUAUUCGCCGAUAUUCCCGCCGGACGAGUCCUGCAAUAGGGCAAAUAAGUACUAUACUAGGGAGGAACUCUGACAAAGCCAGUCCGAAUAAUAAAGUCCUUUGGUUACGUAACCUCAGCAAAAAUGUAAUUCAUUCAUUCAUCAGUAAUCUGUCAAGACGACAGGUCCACAGUCUCUUCCAAAACAGUU
Cryptotermes secundus is the source of this 1670-nucleotide messenger RNA. RefSeq names its product 3 beta-hydroxysteroid dehydrogenase/Delta 5-->4-isomerase type 2. The record is from RefSeq and is a predicted model, not a curated record. Gene Ontology annotation, molecular function: 3-beta-hydroxy-Delta5-steroid dehydrogenase (NAD+) activity. The coding region runs from base 421 to 1554 and encodes 377 amino acids. Gene Ontology annotation, biological process: steroid biosynthetic process. Lineage: Eukaryota; Metazoa; Arthropoda; Insecta; Blattodea; Kalotermitidae. The transcript has 8 exons.